This is a messenger RNA of Dendronephthya gigantea, 3661 nucleotides long. RefSeq lists its product as uncharacterized. The coding region runs from base 791 to 3475 and encodes 894 amino acids. Gene Ontology annotation, molecular function: protein binding. The record is from RefSeq and is a predicted model, not a curated record. The transcript is spliced from 2 exons. NCBI's taxonomy places the organism in Eukaryota, Metazoa, Cnidaria, Anthozoa, Malacalcyonacea, Nephtheidae.
ACACGCGGCGUGCCAAGCUGUGGACGGGAUGGUACAGACUUGUAACAACUCUGCUGCAGACCUGUUACAACUUAUGCGUUUUUUACGCGUGUACACGCGUAAGAAUCAUCAUGUUGAUGCAAGUUGUUGAAAACAGGAGUGAACAGUAUUGUUGACAAUGUUGUUCAAGAUUGUUUAAUCAUUAAUGUUGUUGCAACUGCAUCGUGAUUGCAUCAACAUUGAUGAUUCGACGGCCUUGGCCUUGGCCUUGGCCAGAACAACAUAAGGCGGUAACAAAAGACCUCACUCUUGCUUUCUAUUUCUCGGUACAUGACCAAACAUGUUCACUUUCAAUGAACAACAAUUAUCUUAAAACAAGUGUUAAGCAACUACAUCGACCUACAUCGCGAGCUCGCCAUUUGUGAGAGACAAUACAUGCUCUAAAGUAUUCUUGCUUAUUUGGGCAGCAUCGAAACCGGGGAUACGUAAAAUCUGCGGUAAAACGUUUGUGGAUACAAGAAAAUCCGGAUCUCAGCAUCCAUUGUGCUAAGGAGAACGUAGGUGUUAUUUAUUUUUACACAGUAUGGAAACUUACGUACAUAUAAGGUCGUUUAUAAGGGUGCGUGGCACUUAAAAAACAAUCGCCCCUUUUACUUGGAAAGUAGACAAAGACACCGACUGACAUUGGUAUCUUAGGGUGGAGGUCAAUUUUGCAAAGUCAGUAAUAUUUGCAUUUGGCUUUUUUUUAGAGCUAUACUUAAGCCUCGCGACUGAUAAUAUUGACUUAAUAUUGUGUCGUAACAAUCACUGCAUGUGCAUAAUCAGAAUGGAUGCGUCCAUAUCAUCUAUCGACUCACUUACAUGGAGCGACAAGCCGUGUCCAUUAAGCGAAGUCCUUGAGAGAAACAUGGUUCCAAACUUGGUUCGUGUUGAGGAAGGCUACUGUGGAAUUAACGAAGCAUGUAGUUUCGAAAACGACCAAGUUCUUAUGUUACAUAGAUUGCGUACAAGGCAGAACUUUAUAGCCGAAGACUCCGUUGGUAGAUCUAUCGCCAUUCCCGUUGACUGUAAGACAGAGCUCCUAGUUUGUCCUUUGUCAAUAUAUUGUACAUACGACCCGAUUCUUGUUGCAGAAAUAUCAAACGUUUAUUCAGACGUGAAAUACUUCCGGGUUAUUGAAAAUGAACAGGAGAAGGGAAUUGAGAAAUACUUUGAGCUUGGGUCCGUCUUCGAGGUCGACUAUGUUGACACGGUGAAUUUCCACGUGAAAUUCAAAGAUGUCAAAAUGCCACUACCGUUUAGCUGUGGUAUAGUGUUUGAAGCACUGUUGGAUUAUCGGGAAUAUACCUUAAAAGAGGCUGUGAAGGAGUUUGGCUUGCCAAUAAAGGUGCGCUUCUUGUCAAGUGGAGAUGAAAAAGAACAAUGUUUGGAUAGUGACGUGGAAAAUCUAGCCUCGAAUCUAGGCAAAGUAACGAUUUCUCAUAGCUCAAAACCUCAGCUUACUGUGGUUGCAACGGAGAUAGACGAUGAUCAAUCUUUAACCUUAACUAAAAAGUCAACGAAGUGCUUGGUCAUAUCAAAAGAGUUGAAGCUGAAUGUUUUCGUGUCUAAGGAAUAUUUUGAGAACCAUCGUGCUUUUGUACAGAUGGUUUCCAAUUUUAACAAGGCCUUUUUAGUGAGAUACGAUCUUAAAAAAUUGGAUCGUUUCGAGAGAUGUGAGUAUCUGGAUGGACCAGACGGUCACGUAACGCCAAAAAUAACUGGUUCUAAAUUGGUGCCAAAAUUUCCUGAAGAAAAUGACAAUAUCCGAGAAAUAAAACCAAGUCCAAGAAAUGGCACAGGUUAUAAACCACCCCUGCUGACUCCCAGACCCACUCGUGGUGGAAAAGGGGAAACUAUUUCGCGAAGACGCAAUCGUUUCCCGAAAAUUGCGGAAGAUGUUGGACGGUACAAACCACGUAGCCUUGCUGACGAUAACGCGCAAAUCUCGAAGCAUUGUGAAACCACGGGUGAAACUUUUGAAAGCCAUCCACACGAGAUUUAUGAUGAUUUUAAAUCUACUGACCGAAAAGUGGAAGCCUUUGGAGAAUACGAUGAUCGUAUCCCCAAGCCCAAGGCAAAACACGAUUACGAGUUGCCAAUGGACGACCACGUGUACGAGAGCAUUAGCGAUGAGGAUUCAUCGUUGGAUGAUGAGGGAUACGAAGUUGUUCCUGAUGAAGGGUACCCAGUUGUUCCUGAUGAUUCGCCGGCAACAUCAAACGACUACGUGAAUAUACCCACAGAAGGUCAUGUGACCUUGGAAAAUACGAGUACAGAGAUUAAGAGCGAUAACGUGCCUGUGUUAAACACCAGAACCGAUGUUUGUAAAGGAAGUCAUCUGCAUGCUACAAAAGACUCGGGCGGUAGAAUCUCUACUGAGCCUGGCGAUGAAACGUCCAGGAUGAAUGAUGGUGUUAGAGAUCAGUCGCGCAGCCUGAUUCUUCCAGCCCAUCUCCUAGCCGUGAAACUAAAACCUGUUGUAAAAUGUGCUGAAAUCUCUGAUGGGAAGCCUGACAGAAGAAAUCUGAGGAAAGCUAGUGGUCUCGAGGCGUCAUUGAGCAAACCUUCUCGAGAGGUUAACAAACACCAGAGAAAGAUGCCGAUUAAUAUCCCCGUUCUUAGACCGGCGAUAGUUCCUGGACUCAAAGGUAGUGAAAUGAGAAAUCCUGCGAAAAUAUCCUCGCAUGAAACUCCCAAUUCGAGAAUUGGUAAUGAAAACUGUGUUAAAACGCCCAUUUCAAAUAAGAAAACCUUCGAUCAAACAUCAAAAGCUGGCGAUAAAAAGUUGGUUUCUAAUGCGAUGACCGCAAAACAAAACCACGAUAGAUCCUCAAAUGAAAAUACAAGUCACGGUUCCAGUGAGAGGAAUUAUGAAAACUUUCCUUUGGAAAAAGCUCGAUCCAGACAAAAACCGGAUUUUAAAAGUAGAAGUAAUGUUGAAGCUUUGGCAAAGGAACGUGGGUCGAAUGAGACAUCAGUUCCAACUGUUGUCAAUAAAAGCAAGAUAAGAGCUGUCACCUUGAGAGAUCAGACUUUCGCAAAACCAGGAUCAAAUUUUAAUAAUAUCACAGAUGAAGCUACGAGAGCGAAAUUUGAAAGUAAAACCAGUCGUGGUGUAAAACCGGAUGAAGUUGUCAUGUUGAAAAGUGGGUGUUUUACAAUAUCAUCAGCGACGAUUUCUAAUGUUCGACCUGCAGCAUCCCGGUUGAAAAGUCAGCCCUCUAUUUCGAUACCCGCAGAUUUGUCGUGCCUCAGUGUGGCCGGGGUUGGUCGCCUCCUGAGAAGUCUAAAUAUGCAAUGUUAUGUGAACACAUUUCAAGAGGAACAGAUUGACGGGAAAAUAUUUGUGACUUUAGAUAAAGAAUCAUUAUCGUCGUUAGAUAUAGCACAAUUUCAUGUCACUAAAUUGAUCAAAGUUAUUGAAGGUUGGCGACCAAAUGUCGGUAGUAUCUAAUUGAAUUAGUUUGCAAUUUCUUAAUUUUGCACUCCACAUGUUAUAAAAACUUGUGAUAAAAACAUUUCAUUGCAGAAAGUAAGAAGGGAAGACACGAAUUAGCCUAGUUCAUAGCAAAACAGUUCCUAACUUUCCUAAUUUGCUAUUUGCCAUGUUUAUACUUAACUAGUUAUUAGUUUGAAAAUG